Molecule: messenger RNA, 3696 nt
Organism: Amphibalanus amphitrite
Lineage: Eukaryota; Metazoa; Arthropoda; Thecostraca; Balanomorpha; Balanidae
Product: vesicular inhibitory amino acid transporter-like
Exons: 3
Coding region: 85-1539 (484 amino acids)
Biological process (GO): amino acid transmembrane transport
Cellular component (GO): vacuolar membrane
Molecular function (GO): amino acid transmembrane transporter activity
Source: RefSeq, a predicted model, not a curated record
CGGCGGCCGGCGGCCGAGGGCGUCACUCGGCGGGCGCCGCGGGCGCCGCGGCAUGGUCACCUAGCCGGGCGCCGGCCAGCCGCCAUGCCGCUGGUGCCCAACCUGGGCCCGCAGGUGGCCGCGCUGUGGGCGCGCGCCCGCGCCGCCCUGCCCGACUCGUGUCUGGCUGGUGCCGACGAGAGUCUGCACUUCGCCAAGUAUGGCCGCCGGCCGGGCGACACAGAGCUGGCCGGCCUGGGCAAAGAUGGCGGCGGCCGUCCGAACGGCUCCGCCGGCGACGAGCUCGGCGAGGGCGGCUCCUCCGGAGACAAGAUCGACGAGUGGCAGGCCGGCUGGAACGUCACCAACGCCAUCCAGGGCAUGUUCAUCGUCUCUCUGCCGUACACGGUACUCCACGGCGGCUAUUGGGCCAUUGUGGCCAUGAUAGGCGUGGCCUACAUCUGCUGCUACACCGGCAAAAUUCUGGUCGACUGCCUAUACGAGCAAACUCCCGAUGGCGAGCUGGUGCGGGUGCGGGACAGCUACGUCAGCAUCGCCAAGAUGUGCUUCGGCCCGCGGUGGGGCGCGCGCAUCGUCAACGGCGCUCAGCUGAUCGAGCUGCUGAUGACCUGCAUCCUGUACGUGGUGCUGUGCGGCGACCUGCUGGUGGGCAUGUUCCCCGAAGGCCAGAUCGACACCCGCUCCUGGAUGAUGCUCUGCGGCAUGCUGCUCAUCCCGUGCGGAUUUCUGAAGAACCUCCACCACGUGAGCACACUCAGCUUCUGGUGCACCAUGGCGCACUUGGUCAUCAACGUGCUCAUCUUCUGCUACUGUCUCUCCUGCGCCGGCGACUGGGGCUGGUCCAAGGUGAAGCUGCGCAUCGACUUCCUGCACUUCCCGAUCGGGCUGGGCAUCAUCGUGUUCUCGUACACGUCCCAAAUCUUCCUGCCGUCGCUGGAGGGAAACAUGCGCGACCCGAGCCGGUUCGAGUGCAUGCUCGACUGGUCCCACAUCGCCGCAGCCGCCUUCAAGUCGCUCUUCGGCUACAUCGGCUUCCUGACGUGGCAGGGCGCAACGCAGGAGGUCAUCACCAACAACCUACCGUCACAGAGCUUCAAGCAGCUCAUCAACUUCUUCCUGGUGGUCAAGGCGCUGCUGAGCUACCCGCUGCCGUACUACGCGGCGUGCGAGCUGCUGGAGCGCACCUUCUUCCAGGGCCGGCCGUACACGAUGUUGCCGUCCAUCUGGGCGCUGGACGGGGAGCUGCGCACCAUCGGACUCGCCUUCCGCGUCAUCGUGGUCGUGUUCACCAUCAUCAUGGCCGUCAUCAUCCCGCACUUUGCCAUCCUGAUGGGCUUCAUCGGCAGCAUCACGGGCGUCAUGCUCAGCUUCAUCUGGCCCUGCUACUUCCACCUGAAGCUCAAGUGGGAGUCGCUGUCGUGGUUCACGCGGGGGUACGACAUGUUCGUCAUCUUUCUGGGCGUGCUGUUCGGCCUGUGCGGCAUCUACACGUCAGGCCGCGCCCUGGUCGAGGCCUACCGCAUCGGACUGCCUUUCUAGAGGCACUGCGCCCUCGAGCUUCCGCCCGUGGCGGAGGAUAAGCGAUUGGGCCGAUUGAAGUUGGGAUAAGAAGUAAUGCAAUGACCGAUUGAGGCAACAUGAAAGCAGUAAUCGGCAAUAAGUAGGCAUAUGCUGCCGAAAUGACAAUCAGUCUUCCACGAUGAGUCUUCCAGACUACGAGUCUAGUCUUCUAGACCGAGUCUUCCAUGUAACACCGUCUUCCAAGUUGAGUCUCACAAGUUUUCGAGACUUCCAGGUAACGAGUCUUCCAGAUGUUGAUUGGAUUGUGCGACUGCGUGCAGUUAAAGUGCGCAAAGCAGAAAGGUGGCCAUGCUGCCGGACCAGUCUUCCAGGAAUUAGUGCAAUGAAGUCUUCCCUUUGUUGAGUGUGAUGCUGUGUGAUGUUGUAAUGUCUAUGGUAGAAUGCUUGGUGUCUCGUUGUGAACUUUGUAUAUCCAGGGUGGGCCAGUGCGGGCUGGGGGCACACUGACGGGGGCGGCUCGGCCGCCGGACUCUCGAGUCCGCGGCCCGGCCAAGCGCUGGAGCAAACACUUUGACGCUUUAUUGACUGACAAGAAUCCGUACAGCUAUCAAGCCGGCUUAGCGGUAUCGCCGCUGACUCGCUGAGAGUUUAGUUCUAUGAGUCCAUCUCUGUGAUGCUUUUAACAGGCGCCGGUUGGACAGUUUUUGAUGGCACACUGCAGGAAACUUUUUAAUGAAGUUUUUAUAAAUUGCAUCCGACUCCAGAAGAAACCGGGCAUAAAUGACUGGUAGGAUCUAAAGCGAACAACAGCUUACCCUCGUUAUCACUGUCAGUUUUUCCCCUCUCCCCACCCUCAAGUGCCCGGCAUGUCAAUGACCCAAAGGGCCAUGUCCUGAAGGACCAUCGACGGAGCGGGACAAGCCGGGGCAUCCGACACCCUCUCUGGUAACUGAGGCCCGGUCCUUGCUCUGCUCCUCUGCCCGGCCAGACCCGCGGUCCGGCGUCGGGUGGCGCCCGAGAUCCGAGAGGCGUCUCUCUGUGGCCCGCGGCGCCGGCGGCGGGUGUCGGCCGGCGGCCGGGCGCCCGGCAGGCUGGUGCCACCGCCCGACCGUCGGCAGAUCAAUACGGAGCCGACUCCUCGGCUCCGGGCCCUCUGCCAGCCUCUCCGGCCUCUCCCGACCCCGCCCGAGAGCGAGUCGAUACCUCCCCGCCCGCCGCCCGAGCGCGGCCUGUGGUCCACGGGCCGUCCGCCGUCGCCAGCUCGAAACCGUCCCCGCCUGUCCGCUAUGGCUAAAUAUGACGGCUGAACCGCUCCUAAAAGGCUGAACAAGACAGCUACCAGUCGGCUGCAGAUUCUGACACUGAAAGAAAUUUAGAUUAAUGAUUCAGUUCACGCUAGUAACCAUUGCUACUGCGUGUUACAGGCAUUUCGGCAUUGUGACACGAAGCCUGCGCAGUGGUCGUUCUCGAUAUUUUAAUUUUUCGUUGGUAAAGGCACUUAACAUAGCUUCAUAAUUAUGUUUGUGUGGAUGUGUUUCAUGACGAUAACAAUUAGACGCUGUUAUGUGAAUGUGAACACGGGCGUAUAGCGUUUUGAUAAGUGCUAUAUCAUGGUCAUGUAGUUUAUAAUACGCAUAUAUUCAUUAUUGUUUGUAUUUAUUGUUUGUAUAUUAUUGUAAAGUUGUUACUGUCGUGUCAUAUUCACGUUAUCUUUAAUAUCCAACUUGUUCUUGUAAUGCCAAGUGAUUUGUGCAACGUCAGUUUAUCUCGAUACUGUGAUAUCUUGGAGCCACCAGCAACUUCUUCAUAAGACCUUUUAACAUUCCACUACCUACCCUCCUACCUAUCAUAAUCGAAUGGAGAUGAUGUGAUGUGGGAUUAAACCUACAUGGAUCAAUCAUUUAAUUAUCAUUGAAGUUUUGUCUUAUUUAGUCUGAAUUGGUCAUGUUGACCUCUCAUCUCGGCUAGCUCUGGAUUUGUUCAUGUUUGGUGUUUUGUUGAGUGUCAUUCCGGCGCCUGGUCAGGCCGCCCUGGCGUGUGUGUGGCAAUGGGGCGUGGUCUAACCGCCGCUGACGCCCCGCCCUCCCUCUAGCCCCGCCUACUGGCCGCCCAGUAGACAGCGGUCAGGUCAGGGUCAGCGCCAAACAAAAAAUACAAAUAAAAUCACAAAAUGGA